This is a messenger RNA of Ahaetulla prasina, 1917 nucleotides long. It is a transcript of the gene PACSIN3, whose product is annotated as protein kinase C and casein kinase substrate in neurons 3. Gene Ontology annotation, cellular component: plasma membrane; cytoplasm; endosome. The transcript has 11 exons. Gene Ontology annotation, biological process: plasma membrane tubulation; regulation of endocytosis; cytoskeleton organization. The coding region runs from base 321 to 1697 and encodes 458 amino acids. The record is from RefSeq and is a predicted model, not a curated record. NCBI's taxonomy places the organism in Eukaryota, Metazoa, Chordata, Lepidosauria, Squamata, Colubridae. Gene Ontology annotation, molecular function: protein binding; phospholipid binding.
CGCAAAGUCCUCCUGGAAACCUCUGGGGUUUGCCCAAGUCCGCCCAUUGCCCGGGAGGCGGGCCAGGCCCCUUUCGCUGGACGUCCAGCAGCUUGAAAUAGGGGGAGGGGCUAGCUCGGGCCGAAGAGAUCGCUCGCCGGAGCCAGCCGAGAGAGGCGGAUUGAUCCAGCCUGAAGGGCUUGCGGAAAGGUGCCUUCCCUACCCGCCUGUUGCACCGGAGGAGCCCCGAGACUUCCCGCUCAGCGGGAAUCCUCAGAGCAGCCGUCGGAAGAGGAGCACCAAACUUUGCAAACAUUUUGUGCUGCAAGGAAACUAGAGUGAUGUCGGCGGAGGAUGAUACCGGUGGAGAGGCUCCCAGUGGCAGUUUCUGGGAGCCUGGCAAUUACAAGAGGACAGUGAAGAGGGUGGAUGAUGGAAACCGGUUGUGCAAUGACCUUGUCUCCUGCUUCCAAGAGAGAGCCAAAAUUGAGAAGAGCUACGCUCAACAGCUAACAGAUUGGGCCCGCAAAUGGAGGACGUCUGUAGAAAAAGGACCUCAAUAUGGCACUUUGGAAAAAGCCUGGCAUGCAUUUCUGACUGCUGCAGACAAACUUAGCGAGAUCCAUCUAGAAGUACGGAAUCGUCUAGCUGGUGAAGACUCAGAGAAGAUCAAGGCUUGGCAGAAGGAAGUCUAUCAUAAGCAGUUGAUUGGUGGCUUUAGAGAGACAAAGGAAGUUGAGGAUGGAUUUCGCAAGGCCCAGAAGCCCUGGGUGAAAAAGUUGAAAGAGGUGGAAAUUUCAAAAAAGAAUUACCAUAUUGCUCGAAAAGAGGAGAAAACUGCGCAGACACGAGAGAAUCAUGCCAAAGCAGAUACUUCCUCAUCCCAAGAGCAGCUGCGCAAACUGCAAGACCGAGUGGAGAAAUGUUCACAAGAAGUAGAGAAGAGCAAAGAUCAUUAUGAGAAGAUGCUGGAGGAGCUGAACCGCUACAAUCCUCGCUACAUGGAAGACAUGGAGCAGGUGUUUGAGGGCUGCCAGGAAGCAGAGUGCAAACGCCUGUGUUUUUUCAAAGAGAUGUUCUUGGAUAUGCACAACCAUCUGAACUUGUCUGUCAAUGACAGGUUCCAUGUACUUUAUCGAGAUUUGCAUCAGGGAAUAAUGGCAGCAGAUGACCAAGAGGAUCUGAAGUGGUGGCGCAGUACCCAUGGACCAGGCAUGCCUAUGCACUGGCCUCAGUUUGAGGAAUGGUCUUUGGAAUCACAGCGGGCAAUCGUCAAAAAGGAGAAAAGUGGCAAAAGUGGUGAAGAUGUCACUCUGACCAGCAUUGUGCCUGCAGGAGAUGGUGUGAAAGAGACCCCUCCAUCAACCAAAAAGAGGUUUUCACAUCGAGAGGAACAAAACAGCCACUUCUAUGACAACCUGAGAGCUUCAGCCUGUAUGAAUGGAGGGAAAGAAGAAAUCUCAGAGUGGUCAGAUGAGGACACUCCCAAGAAGUGCCUGGAAGUCAAUGGGCAUGAGGAAGAUAUAAAGGUACCAGGUGUGCGAGUGCGAGCACUGUAUGAUUACGCAGGACAAGAGGCUGAUGAACUGAGCUUUAAAGCAGGAGAAGAGCUUAUGAAAAUCAGUGAAGAGGAUGAACAGGGAUGGUGCAAAGGCCGGCUUCAGACUGGUCAGGUUGGACUGUAUCCUGCUAACUAUGUAGAAAAGGUCAUUUUGUGAUUGCUUCUCCCUUCCCAUCACUGCAACCACCUGACAAAGUGUAUUGUGUGAUGAGUUUUUGCUGAGGUCCCAAAUCAUGGGCUUCCAACUUGCAUACAAAAGAAACAAAUGAAAUAAUCUGGACCUUUCCGGGGAUAUUCUUUUCUUGUAACCAGUGCUUCAUUUUAAAACAUCUAGAAAUAUGCUGAUUUUUUUUUUCUAAUAAAGAAAUGUAACAUUU